GACGUCAGCUGACGCUGGGGGCGGGUGGGAGAAUCUGGCCGGAAAUCCCUCUUCCUGUUGCAGAUAAGCCCAGCUCAGCCCAGCUGACCCCAGACCCUCUUCCCUCACUCCCCCCAUGUCGCAGGAUCAAGACCCUGAGGCAGAGAGCCUGUUCACCAAGUCCCCCGCCCCGCCCCCAUCACCCCGUAAACUUCUCCAGCCUCCGCCCCGCCCUCACCCAGCCCGCUGUUCCCCAAGCCCCGCUCCAAGCCCACGCCACCCCUGCAGCAGGGCAGCCCGAGGCCAGCACCCAUCCCCGAGGCGGGGUCCGCAGCUCGGCCCCGCCCCUGCCCCUGCAACUUGAGCCUGGCUGCGACCCCUGCUCUGACGUCUCGGAAAAUUCCCCCUUGCCCGGGCCCUUGGGGGAGGGGGUGCAUGGUAUGAAAUGGGGCUGAGACCCCCGGCUGGGGGCAGAGGAACACGCCAGAGAACACUCAGAAGGCAUCGCAUCCAUGGACCUGUGGAACUGGGAUGAGGCAUCCCCACAGGAAGUGCCUCCAGGGAACAAGCUGGCAGGGCUGGAAGGAGCCGAAUUAGGCUUCUAUGUCCCUGAUGUGGCACUCCAAGGGGACACGCCGACAGCGACAGCAGAGACAUGCUGGAAAGAGCCCGACCCUCAGGCACUUCCGUGGUCGGGGGACUGGACAGACGUGGCGUGCACAGCCUGGGACUCUUGGAGUGGCGCCUCGCAGACGCUGGGCCCCGCCCCUCCCGGCCCGGGCCCCGCCCCUGCUGCCGGCUCCGAAAGCGCCGCGGGCCACAACUGCAUCCCCGCGGAGGGAGGGGCCACCUUGUGGUCGCGCGCCCAGGCUGCCGGGAGCAACACCACCUGGGACUGUUCUGUGGGCCCCGACGACAUCACCUACUGGGGCAGUAGCCUGGGCGGGGAGCCGCGCACGGACUGUACCAUUUCGUGGGGCGGGCCCGCGGGCCCGGACUGUACCACCUCCUGGAACCCGGGGCUGCGUGCGGAUGGCACCACCUCUUUGAAAGGGUACCAGAGUUCAGCUCUCACCAUUUCCUCCGAACGGAGCCCGCAGUCGGACCGUGCCAGUUUGGCUCGAUGCCCCAAAACUAACCACCGAGGUCCCAUUCAGCUGUGGCAGUUCCUCCUGGAGCUGCUGCACGACGGGGCGCGUAGCAGCUGCAUCCGUUGGACUGGCAACAGCCGCGAGUUCCAGCUGUGCGACCCCAAAGAGGUGGCUAGGCUGUGGGGCGAGCGCAAGAGAAAGCCGGGCAUGAAUUACGAGAAGCUGAGCCGAGGCCUGCGCUACUACUAUCGCCGCGACAUCGUGCGCAAGAGCGGGGGGCGCAAGUACACCUACCGUUUCGGGGGCCGCGUGCCCAGCCUAGCCUAUCCGAACUGUGCGGGGGGCGGAAGGGGAGCAGAGACACAAUAAAAAUUACCGGUCAGACCUCUUGGCGCGUGCUCCUCUGCUGCAUUCUUCCCGCUGAUACUGACUACACGCGCUAGGGAGCCUAAGUGUGCAGCUCCACAUGUUGGAAUUUGGCCUCCCCACCUCGGAGACCCCAGGCGUCUGGGCCUUCAUCUCUUUCCUCUCACAUAAUCCAGGAGCCUGGAUCCUUGCUCCCUAAAAGACUGUAGUGCCUUAGUCCUCUCCUCCCCGAAGACCCUGGAGUGCGGGCC
This is a messenger RNA of Cercocebus atys (sooty mangabey), 1687 nucleotides long. It is a transcript of the gene ETV2, whose product is annotated as ets variant 2. The record is from RefSeq and is a predicted model, not a curated record. The coding region runs from base 492 to 1439 and encodes 315 amino acids. Gene Ontology annotation, biological process: regulation of transcription by RNA polymerase II; cell differentiation. Gene Ontology annotation, molecular function: DNA-binding transcription factor activity, RNA polymerase II-specific; sequence-specific DNA binding. The transcript is spliced from 6 exons. Gene Ontology annotation, cellular component: nucleus. Lineage: Eukaryota; Metazoa; Chordata; Mammalia; Primates; Cercopithecidae.